Messenger RNA from Tachysurus vachellii, 1799 nucleotides. RefSeq names its product adenosine receptor A3-like. Gene Ontology annotation, cellular component: membrane. Gene Ontology annotation, molecular function: G protein-coupled receptor activity. The coding region runs from base 148 to 1281 and encodes 377 amino acids. NCBI's taxonomy places the organism in Eukaryota, Metazoa, Chordata, Actinopteri, Siluriformes, Bagridae. The record is from RefSeq and is a predicted model, not a curated record. Gene Ontology annotation, biological process: G protein-coupled receptor signaling pathway. The transcript has 2 exons.
UAAGAAGAAUGAUUUUUCCAUAUUGAAUGACUGAGAUACCUCAUUGUAUUUUCUCCCUUUCUGCCAUUCUAUAGGAUUGUGGUGAAUCUAAUCACAGCAACAAAUUCACUUCACCUUGACCUUUCACAAAGGUGUAAACAGUACAGAAUGGGCUCAGUGACAGCAAACUUCAGCUUACCCUGGGGCACUGGUGUGCUAAUCGAUGUUUCUAAUCACACAUCUGCUGGAUCAACUCCUGGAGUGACUUCUUCUUCAGAGCAUCUCUGCACCAUGUGUUGCUGCCGAUUACUGAACCAUACGCUGACAGUGGCGUUCAUGGUUGGCCUGGCCUUCGCCAUUGUUGUCGGCAAUGUGGUGACGCUCACAGUGUUUAUGCAGACACGCCAAUCCCGCUCACCACAGGGUUAUCUCAAAGUGUCUCUGGCCAUUGCUGACAUGAUGGUUGGGAUAGUGGUUGUGCCAUUCUCUGUUUAUACUGAAAUCUCCAUCAUGGUGGGCAACACUCCUCCUAUGUGGUACCAGACUGGAUCUACGGUCUCAGCACUAGAACUUUCCAGCUCGUGGCAGCCCUGUAUGGUGAUCGGCCCAAUGUUUGCUGGCUGCACUUUUGUCUCUAUCAGCACUAUAUUCAUGAUGACAGUGGAGCGCAGUGUGGCAAUCAUAUGGCCAUUACAGAAAGAUACACUUGUGACACGGAGGCGGACUUUGCUCCUGAUUCUUGCUUCAUGGACCGGCAGCUUUCUGAUUGCAAUGGCACCUCUAAUCUUGAGUGACAGCUUUACUCUGGAGUACAAUGAGUGCAGCCGGAUGUGUAACUAUGUCCCACACCUGGUGGGUCUUCAGUUGCCGGCUGACACCCAAAUUAUGCUGCUAUUUCCAGCAUUCGACUUCACACUCCUGGGCAUCACUUUGAUAGUUAACAUCCUGUCCUUCACUAGCAUCUGCCGCUACACCCGCAAGCGCAAACUCCUCUCAGAGGGGCUUGAGGGAGGUGCUAGCACUUGCUCCCUUAGACCCUCCUUUUCGGACAUCAAGGCAGCCAAAACUAUUGGUAUCCUUACCUUUGCUUUUGCAGCCUCGUUCUCUCCCAUUGCCGUAUUUGUAUUGGGCAAUGUGGUCGGUUACACUUGGUGCAGCUUUUCCUUUUUUGCCUUCUGGAUCCUGACAGGAAACAGCUGCUGUAAUGUUAUUAUCUACAGCGUCAGGGAUCAUCGCUUUAGGAAAGGAGUAUCGCUUCUUUUUCAUAGGGACCGCUCGCCACCACACUCUGAGAAGAGCUAACAUUUCCAGAUAUAGACCUAUAUCUAGAUUUAAUCCUAAGGCUACACCAGCAUCACCAACAAUUUUAAUUGUUAAGCAUUUCAUAAGGAUAGCUGGGACUUUUUUCACCUGGCUUUUGAAAAGCCAUAAAAAAAAAAAAAAACACAGAACAACUUCACAGAAUGUGUCUGGAUUUGUGUUUUGUAUAUAUUGCUGUUAUUAUAGUUUGUCAGAUUUGUCAUGACAUCAUUGUUUAGAGGAAUAUUUAUUAUAAUUUAACCUUGAUAUUUAAUUGAUCUCUGAACACAUGCUUCAGUAGGCGUUAUAAGGCAUGAUAAGGCUCAUGGAGAAGUGAGAUCUUUAGCGUUAACAUGGUCAAUAUCACAAAUUUGUGUGCAUUUACAUAUACAUAAUGUACAUAACCUAGACUUGAAAAAUUGAAUAGUCAAGAUAUUGCACAUUUUCCUAAUCUUAAUUUAAGCCUAAUUUAAGCCUAAACCUUAUUAGUUUAACUAUUCAUCACUUAGUGAGAACAAGCU